This is a messenger RNA of Centropristis striata (black sea bass), 2065 nucleotides long. It is a transcript of the gene ap2s1, whose product is annotated as adaptor related protein complex 2 subunit sigma 1. Gene Ontology annotation, cellular component: intracellular membrane-bounded organelle; AP-2 adaptor complex; membrane coat. Gene Ontology annotation, molecular function: clathrin-cargo adaptor activity. Lineage: Eukaryota; Metazoa; Chordata; Actinopteri; Perciformes; Serranidae. The coding region runs from base 159 to 587 and encodes 142 amino acids. The transcript has 5 exons. The record is from RefSeq and is a predicted model, not a curated record. Gene Ontology annotation, biological process: clathrin-dependent endocytosis; intracellular protein transport.
AACGCAAGUUAGCGUAGUUUUGCACUUCCUGUUAGCCCGGGAAGGAUAGCGGACGAGCGGUCGAAGAAAUUACUGAUGUAUUUAUGCAAAAUCGCAGCAUAAUAAUUCAGGAACGUGCUACUCUGGAGCCGCUUUAGGUCCUUAUCUAGGAGACGAAAAUGAUCCGCUUCAUACUCAUCCAGAACCGAGCAGGAAAGACACGACUGGCCAAAUGGUACAUGCAGUUUGAUGAUGAUGAGAAACAGAAGUUGAUUGAGGAAGUUCAUGCUGUGGUCACUGUCAGGGACGCCAAGCACACCAACUUUGUGGAGUUCAGGAACUUCAAGAUCAUUUACAGGCGUUAUGCUGGUCUCUACUUCUGUAUUUGCGUGGACGUGACCGAUAACAACUUGGCAUACCUCGAGGGAAUCCAUAACUUUGUAGAGGUGCUGAAUGAGUAUUUCCACAACGUGUGUGAAUUGGACCUUGUGUUCAAUUUCUACAAGGUGUACACCGUGGUGGACGAGAUGUUCCUGGCGGGAGAAAUCAGGGAGACCAGUCAGACGAAGGUCCUCAAGCAGCUCCUCAUGCUCCAGUCGCUCGAGUAGAAACCCGACCCCCAUCCUUCCUACCUGCCCACUAAUCUGCUGCCCUGGUAUCUGUACCGUUCCCCGUCACUCUGGAAAACAUUUUCCUGCCUCUACGGAGCAGACUUCACUCCUUACAGAACUUCAGGAGGGGGCUGUUUUUAGAAAUAGAAAUACGCAAUAUUGUUUACAUAUGGAUGUGUAAUAAGGAAGUGUUGUCACGGCAGUCUAUAUGUUACAAUAUUCUGUGUUUGUUGUACUCCCAAUGAAGUCUCCCAGUAUUAAAAGGCUAUACAUUUCAACAUGUUAACAUUUCAUCUUGUUAACAUUUCAUAUAGCACCUAAGUUACAAUCUAACUUUAUAUUCUAUCCACUUUUUUUCAAUGCGAGCGGCUGCAGAAAGUAAUUAUUUCAUGAAGUAACCAGUUAGUCUGUGCAGUGGAUCCACCAGUGACACUGCUCUUUUCCCCCUUCCUCCUCCUCCUCCUCUUCCUCCUUUAUUAACCUCAACUUUCAUUUAAUGGCACUACUGUAACUAACAAGCACCAUGCAUAAAGAGCCUUGCAGCCAUUUCUAUAAAUCCAUGUAGAGGAAGACCUUGUCUGUGAUGUGGCAUUGUUACGCCAUCUGCUCAUUUUGUACCUGGAUCACAGUACAAGCUAACCACAACUAGAAAGCCCUUUAGAGCAAUUGACCCAACACAGCAAGUUGAUAAUUGAAUGGAGUGUACUUGGUAUGAGAGGCGUUUCGACGGCGUGUUAUGGCGACCUGCGCUGUGUCAGACGUCCUUAUGUCUGAUGAAGAUAAACAGCGGAGGUAGCGUUAGCUCGGGUGGCUGCAUAGCUUUCAUUUCAAACCAUCGAGACGUUCUGAUGCAACUCAUUACAUUAAAUGGUGCUUGUUGGUCACAUUUAAAACACUUAAACACAAACGCACUCAGACGGAAUAAAGACCUGGACGUAGAAAGUAUAUUUUACAUAAAGCAGUACUGUGAAGUUUGCUUCGUAUGGUGUGUACAUACCGUGUAUCUUGCGUAUGUUGAAUAUUGUGAACAUGCAUUCCAGAAAGAGCGCUUCUUGCUCUAUAUGAUCUGAGGAGUAUUUACUUGUGUAAGACCGAUAAAUUCCUUUGGCUGGCAUAUUAUAAAUACAUUGGCUUUUAAAUUACUCCUUCAAGCCUCAUGAACUUUAACAAAAAAAAUCCACUUUUAACAAUUUCCCUAUUGCUGGACUUUAAUGUUUAGGAAAUGACCUGUCCAUAUCCAGUCACAAAGGUGGUUUCAAAUGUUACUGUUGUUGAACUUUUGUAUUUUUUUUUUUUUUUUUAAAUGAUUGGCAAUUGUGAAAUAUGUACUGCUCCCCUUCUUGUCCACCUGUGUGAGUUUGUUGAUGGAAGAUGUGUGUGUGUAUGUAUUACUGUCUCUGAAUACCCACAUCAAUACGUCCCAUUAUAUGUAAAUAAUAAACAAAUAAACAGAUGAAGUGAUUCAUGAUUAUCAA